AUGAGAAUCCAACACUUAGGCAAUCAUGUGGAUCCUGGCACCCCUACCGGGAGAAAAUCACCGGAGAUUACUACAACUAGUCCACUCGUGAACGGAGAAAAGAGUAAACUCUGGGAUCAGAUUGGAGGACAAGGUGCACUUGCAAGUCCCAUGAGGAGAGAGAUUGGGAACAGAUCUUUGAUGAGGUCCUUCUCUGUUGAUGACGUUGACUUGGAAGAUGUUGAGGCCUCAAAAGAUAGAGAUAGGCCGUCACACUUCCUCAGGCUCCCAAACAUUCAGAAUCAGUCUCUUCUAUCUGGUCUUGCUUACUGUAUAGCAUCCUGCAGCAUGAUUUUGGUUAACAAGUUUGUUUUGUCUGGCUAUGGUUUUAAUGCUGGAAUAUUUCUGAUGCUUUACCAGAACAUUGUAUCGGUGACCAUAGUUUCCACACUGUCCCUCUCCGGUGUUAUCUCAACUGAACCACUAACAUGGAAGUUAAUCAAAGUUUGGUUGCCUGUGAACAUCAUAUUUGUCGGAAUGCUAAUUACAAGCAUGUUUAGUUUGAAGUACAUCAAUGUUGCGAUGUUGACUAUAUUGAAGAAUGUCGCCAAUGUUCUUACUGCUUCUGGGGAAACCUACUUCUUUAAGAAGCAGCAUGAUAGACAAGUUUGGAUUUCUCUAAUGUUGAUGAUAAUCUCAGCCAUUGCAGGAGGAGUAACAGAUCUGUCAUUUCAUGCAGUCGGCUAUACAUGGCAGAUCUUAAACUGUUUUUUAACAGCAUCAUAUUCGCUUACAUUGAGGCAUGUAAUGGAUAGUGCGAAGGAAGCCACCAGAUCUGGGAAUUUGAAUGAGCUUUCGAUGGUUUUACUGAAUAAUAUUCUUUCACUACCAUUGGGAGUUAUCCUCGUGCUUGGUUUUAAUGAAGUGGAGUACCUGUUGGAAACGCCUCUCCUGAGGAUGCCUACGUUUUGGCUAGUCAUCACUGCUAGCGGGGUUUUGGGGCUCGCUAUCAGCUUCACUUCGAUGUGGUUUCUUCGUCAGACAAGCGCAACAACAUAUAGCCUUGUAGGUUCCCUCAACAAGAUCCCACUUUCCAUUGCCGGAAUCCUUCUCUUCAAAGUCCGCACGAGCAUGGAGAAUUCCAUCAGCAUUCUGUUCGGGCUAUUAGCAGGAGUAUUUUUCGCCAGGGCAAAAUUGCGCGAAAACUCCCAGUCGUAG
Molecule: messenger RNA, 1197 nt
Organism: Triticum turgidum subsp. durum (durum wheat)
Lineage: Eukaryota; Viridiplantae; Streptophyta; Magnoliopsida; Poales; Poaceae
Source: the annotation of a GenBank genome assembly